AUGGAGACGACUGAGGAUCGGAUCAAGGCGAUGGUUGAGGGCAACAAAAUAUUUCUCUUCAUGAAGGGCUCGAAGCUCUUCCCGCAGUGCGGGUUCUCUAACACGGCGGUGCAGAUUCUCAACUCGUACAACGUCGAGUACGAGACGUUUGACGUCCUCGCAGACAAUGCCGUUCGCGACGGCGUCAAAACGUACUCGAACUGGCCCACCAUCCCGCAGUGCUACAUCGAGGGCGAGUUUGUGGGCGGGUGCGACCUGCUCAUCGAGAUGUACCAGUCGGGGGAGCUGUCCGAGAUGGUCGAGAAGGCCGCCGCGUCGUAG
Molecule: messenger RNA, 321 nt
Organism: Emiliania huxleyi CCMP1516
Lineage: Eukaryota; Haptophyta; Isochrysidales; Noelaerhabdaceae
Product: glutaredoxin
Exons: 2
Coding region: 1-321 (106 amino acids)
Molecular function (GO): disulfide oxidoreductase activity
Source: RefSeq, a predicted model, not a curated record